Molecule: messenger RNA, 1994 nt
Organism: Medicago truncatula (barrel medic)
Lineage: Eukaryota; Viridiplantae; Streptophyta; Magnoliopsida; Fabales; Fabaceae
Product: ultraviolet-B receptor UVR8
Exons: 11
Coding region: 110-1558 (482 amino acids)
Source: RefSeq, a predicted model, not a curated record
AACUUUCAUAAUUACCAAGGAACCUUUCUUUUUACAUGCGUCGUCGUUUCAUUGCGUUUCGAUCUUCAGCGUUGUCGUUUUCAGAUCGGAGAGUUUCUCUUUCAUCGCCAUGAACGGAAACGAAGCUAUGGAAGAUGUUACGGUGGUUGAAGAGGAGGAGAAGUCGUCGGAGAAGACGGUUUAUAUGUGGGGUUAUCUUCCCGGAGCUUCGUCGGAGAAAGCUCCGAUACUGUCUCCGACGGCGGUUCGUUUAACUGAUUCUUGCUUUGCUGGAGAUUCGUGGAAGGAUGUUUGCGGCGGUGGUUGUGGAUUCGCUGUUGCUAUCUCAGAGAAAGGGAAGCUGGUGACGUGGGGAUCAACGGACGACGAAAACCAGAGCUACUUGAUGUCUGGGAAGCAUGGGGAGAUUCCAGGGCAUUAUAAGCUUCCCACUGAGGCGUCAGUGGUGAAAGCUGCUGCUGGUUGGGCUCACUGUGCUUCAGUCACUGAAGAUGGUGAUGUGUAUUUAUGGGGCUGGAAAGAAUGUGUGCCUUCUGGAAAAGUUUUUACUGAUCUCAUCACUGUGGGAAGCCUCCAAAAGGAUGUGGCUGGGAAACAAAGUUCAUCAGUAGCUGAGCAAGGAAGCCCGCAAAGCCCAAACACUAGUAGUGGGUCUGAUUCUCAUCAUGACAACAAGAAAGUUGUAGAGGAAGCUGGAAAGCGAAGGAAGAUCUCAUUUGCCAAACAGGAGUCUGAUAGUCAAGCAUCUGGAGAUGAAUUAUUUAUUGUGUCCCCUUCUCUUGUUACCCUUGGCCAUGGGGUGAAAAUUACCUCUGUAGCAGUUGGUGGGAGGCAUACCCUGGCACUGUCAGAUGUGGGACAGGUCUGGGGUUGGGGCUAUGGAGGCGAAGGACAGCUAGGUUUGGGUUCUCGAGUCAAGAUGGUAUCAUCCCCUCAUCUUAUUUCAUGUAUCGAGUCUGCUUCUGGGAAGGAUAAGUCAUCUUUUCAGCAAGGAAGCACUGCUCUUCAAUGUUCUAAUGUAGCUGGAAAUUAUGUGACGGAAAUAGCAUGUGGAGGUCGGCACAGCGCUGUAAUAACAGAUACUGGGGCUCUUCUUACUUUUGGCUGGGGUCUGCAUGGACAGUGUGGACAAGGGAAUAAUGCUGAUCAGCUAAGACCAACUCUAGUUCCUUCUUUAUUGGGAACUAGAGUGAAACAAAUUGCUGCUGGACUUUGGCACACAUUGUGUGUUACUGCAAAUGGUCAACUUUACGCUUUUGGUGGGAAUCAGUUUGGACAAUUGGGUACUGGUAAUGAUCAAACUGAGACUUCACCGAAACUGCUGGAUACUUUCGAGAACAAUCUUUCAAGCAUAGUCUCCUGUGGGGCUCGUCAUAGUGCUUUGCUAACAGAUGAUGGUCACCUUUUCACAUGGGGAUGGAACAAAUAUGGCCAGCUUGGUUUGGGAGAUUCUGUUGACAGAAACAUUCCUUCUCGAGUUUCUAUUUCCGGUUGCCGACCAAGAAAUGUUGCCUGUGGUUGGUGGCAUACACUGUUGAUGGCUGAUAAGCCUGUUUGACGCACUAGCAUCAAGGUUUCCCACUAUCCGACAUUUCAAUGAAAUGUAGAUAUGUCCAAAAUCACUUUUGAUGGUCUGUUUUGUUCAUUCUUUCUUUCGUCUGUUUCGGCAUGCCUGCAUUUUCUAUGGCUUCAUAUCUAGAUUGUAGCUUGGGACUAACUUGGAGAUCUGAGAACAUGAGAAGGGUUUCAGUUUGGAUGCUAACAAGAACAAUAAGGGUUAGGAUCUAACAUUGUUUUAAUUAUGGUGUAAAGUAUACUACCAUUAAAUGGAUGAGAGCAAAUUUUAUUCUUCUGAGGGUUAGUGGUCUUGUUUCAUCAUAUUUGUGAUUUCUUGAUAUGAAUGUUGAUGUUGUAAUAUAUUUUGUGCAUUGGAAGAAGCUUUCUGCUGUUUGGAGAUAAUGUUAUGAAUUUGUAUCAAGUCGCAUCUAAUCAAA